AUGGGUAAGAAGGAUAAGGGUCCAAAGAUGACUACGGUCACAACCAAAGAGGGUGAAACUCUCAAAGUUUUCGAAGAUUUGAAAGACUUUGAGACUUUCAUCAAGCAAGAGACGGAGGAUGAAGAGUUUGACAAUCUACAUUGUCAGUUGAAAUACUACCCACCAUUUGUAUUGCAUGAAGCUCAUGACGAUCCAGAGAAGAUUUCAACGACAGCGAACUCUCAUUCCCGUAAAUUCGUGCGGCAUCUUCACCAGCAUGUUGAGAAACACUUGUUGAAGGACAUCAAGGAGGCUAUUAACCUUCGUGACCUCAAGUUUCGGAACAAGUCCAAGGAUGAGAGUUUUGAUAGGAUUGUGUGGCAUUACGGGGAUGAUACGCAGUAUCAUGAACGUAAGUUCCACAUUGAAGUGGGUGUUACUUGUACGCACGAUGACGCAAUGGUUGAUGUUGAUUACAAGACAAUUCCCAUCACAUAA
Molecule: messenger RNA, 477 nt
Organism: Torulaspora delbrueckii
Lineage: Eukaryota; Fungi; Ascomycota; Saccharomycetes; Saccharomycetales; Saccharomycetaceae
Exons: 1
Coding region: 1-477 (158 amino acids)
Biological process (GO): energy reserve metabolic process
Source: RefSeq, a predicted model, not a curated record